Hipposideros armiger (great roundleaf bat) is the source of this 5852-nucleotide messenger RNA. RefSeq names its product KIT ligand (gene KITLG). NCBI's taxonomy places the organism in Eukaryota, Metazoa, Chordata, Mammalia, Chiroptera, Hipposideridae. Bases 641 to 1468 code for a protein of 275 amino acids. Gene Ontology annotation, cellular component: plasma membrane. Gene Ontology annotation, biological process: positive regulation of cell population proliferation; cell adhesion. The record is from RefSeq and is a predicted model, not a curated record. The transcript has 10 exons. Gene Ontology annotation, molecular function: cytokine activity; stem cell factor receptor binding.
CCCUAAAGCUGGCGGGUUGAAUUCUUUGCUCCUCAGUGAAGUCCUCUCUCGCACCACCUUUGCAUAAAAGAGGGAGUCCCGGCCCUCGCCAACACGCGAGGUAUUUCGUCUGUCCGCCGGCUGUGCCAGGUGAACUCCUGCGGAGCUGAGAGGCCAAGCAGGGACUCGCCGAGCCUCGCCGGCAGAGCCAGCAGCUGCUGCAGGUUAAGCUUCGUCCUCCGCGCCUGGUGGCCUCUCGCCAGUACGCGCCAGGGGUCCCUAGGAGAGGGGACGCGCUUGGCCUGAUCUGUCCAACUUCUGGGGCAUUCACGGGGUACUAACUGCCCUCCCGGUCUCCCCCCGCGCCACUGCCCCAACUCGCUUCCCCGGGGCUCCGGAAGGGAAGGAGGCGUGUCUGCAGCAGGCGGGAGGGAGCAAUAUAAAAGUGCUGGCGGCGCGCGGGCCCGGGCUUAGCUCGCCGCCUCGCGCCGGGUCCGGGAUCGCCGCGGGAAGCACGGGCGGUGGAGAAGGUGCUGCGCUCGGGCUGCCCAAUGCGUGGACUAUCUGCAGCCGCUGCUCGUGCAAUAUGCUGGAGCUCCAGAACAGCUAAACGGAGUCGCCACACCGCUGCCUGGGCUGGAUCACAGCGCAGCCUUUCCUUAUGAAGAAGACACAAACUUGGAUUAUCACUUGCAUUUAUCUACAACUGCUCCUAUUUAACCCUUUCGUCAGCACUACAGGGAUCUGCAUGAACCGUAUAACUGAUGAUGUGAAAGACGUUACAAAAUUGGUGGCAAAUCUUCCAAAAGACUAUAAGAUAGCACUCAAAUAUGUCCCUGGAAUGGACCUUUUGCCUAGUCAUUGUUGGAUAAGUGAAAUGGUGGAACAAUUGUCAGUCAGCUUGACUGAUCUUCUGGACAAGUUUUCAAAUAUUUCUGAAGGCUUGAGUAAUUAUUCUAUCAUAGACAAACUGGUGAAAAUAGUGGAUGACCUUGUGGAGUGCAUGGAAGGACGACGCCCAUUUGAGAAUGUAAAAAAAUCAUCUAAGAGCCUCGAAUCCAAGCUGUUUACUCCCAAAGAAUUCUUUAGAAUUUUUAAUAGAUCCAUCGAUGCCUUCAAGGACUUGGAGAUGGUGUCAUCUAAAACUAAUGAAUGUGCGGUUUCUUUAACAUUAAGCCCUGAAAAAGAUUCCAGAGUCAGUGUCACAAAACCAUUUAUGUUACCCCCUGUUGCAGCCAACUCCCUUAAGAAUGACAGCAGUAGCAGUAAUAGGAAGACCUCAAAUUCCAUUGGAGACUCCAACCUACAAUGGGUAGCUAUGGCGUUGCCGGCAUUCUUUUCUCUUGUAAUUGGAUUUGGUUUUGGAGCCUUAUACUGGAAGAAGAAACAAUCAAAUCAUACAAGAGCAGUUGAAAAUAUACAGAUUAAUGAAGAGGAUAAUGAGAUAAGUAUGUUGCAAGAAAAGGAGAGAGAGUUUCAAGAAGUGUAAUUGUGGCUUGUAUUAACACUGUUACUUUCGUACAUUGGCGGGUAACAGUUCAUGUUUGCUUCAUAAAUGAAGCAGCUUUACACAAAUUCAUAUUCUGUCUGAAGUGACAGACCACGUCUUUAUCUGUUCUUGCUACCCAUGACUCUCUAUGGAUGAUUCAGAAAUUGGAACAAAGUGUUUUACUGUGAAACUGGCACUGAAUUAAUCAUCUAUAAAGAAGAACGUGCAUGGAGCAGGACUCUAUUUUAAGGACCUGGGGGACUUGUAGUCUCAUUUAGAACCCGCAGUUGAUGUUGGGAGAGAAAGCACGUGUCCCAGACUGCACGCACCAUUUUGCAUGCCUCCAGAGACGUCUAAUUGCUGAAAAGCCACAUAGUUUUAUUUUCAGUUACAAUCUGCAGUUUGUAGUUAUCUUGGUCUCUUCAAGUAGAGUUCAGCCUGGAUAGUUGAGGUAAUAAUUUUUCUCAAAGGGAUCUAGAAAAAUUUUUUAAAAAACAGCAAACUCAAUAGCCUCAGCCACUGUACAUGUAGAAAGCAGUGGGAAAAGGUGAUUGGAGUAGGCAUCACAUCAGCUUUGUAGCCGCUGAUUAAUGAUAUGGGCCUGAUCUUGGUCUCUUCCUGACAUAAACCAUGCUCACCCAUAUCUCCCUAGACAGAUGGACAGAGUUGGCUGGGUCUAUCCAUGCAGGGGAGCAAGUACUGAAUUAGAACAGUGAUGCCUUUGCAAAGGGGUGGCUCCCUGAGUCAUCAUGGGAAGAAGUUAUGAACACUAAACCACAGCACAGGCGCUGAGGAGGACAUUUGGCACCCCUGGUGAAGUCGGCUUUUUCCCUGGACCACUAUAGAGUGUAUAAAUCAUGCUUGCAAAAUAUAUUACAAAGUGUUUAUAUUCUAAAACUAUUAUAGAGUUAUGCAAAGGGAUUUAGGAGAAACUGCUGAAUGUAUGAAGGUCCCGUUUUUCAAUUUUCACAUGGGAAUGAGUAAAAAUAUGAUAGUAUCUAAGGUUAGAGAACCACACCCAUGUGCUGACAGGGGUGCUGAAAACUAGGUUACUUGGCUUUUACAAGGAUGGAAGGAAUCAGGAAACUCUACAUAUUUAUAGUAUAAUCACCAUUAUCUGUUUAAAUGAUCCAUUUAUUUAAAAUCAGGCACUCUGUAUCCAUUAAGGUUUAUGAAUUUAAGAAAAAGAGAGAUUUAUGUAGUUAUGCAUGUCAGUUUGCUAUUUAAAGUGUAUGACAGCGUUUGUCAUGUUAAGAGUGAAUUUGGCAGGAAUUCGCAAAAUGGACGUUGCGCUUUUUAAAACUAGAGCUUGUAAGACAUUAUGUGAAUUUCCAUUGCCUUUUUUUUUUUUAUGGUCAAAGGAACAUCUGACUAAAGUCAAAGAAUGAUUUCUUAUGGCUUAUUUUGAUGAAGGUUCUUUUAGUACAUCACGAAUAUACACAUAAAGGAAUCCAAAGCCUUCCAUUAUAACUGAAUCCUUCUAAUAUUAUUGCCCUGUACUACUACCCUAAGAGGACCAUUUUCAACAUAGCGAUACAAAAGGGCAUGGAAAACUAAUGCUGGCUUUCCUUUGAUUUCAAAAGUCUAAGGAUUUCUAGUGUAGUUGGAUUUUAGCUUAUGCGCAAAGCUAAUACAGAUACAACUUCAAUACAUGGCCAUUGCUCUCCCUUGUACCAAAGAGCUCAGAUGAUUUCUAUGACCCUUUUUUCUCUAAAGAGCUGUGGUUCUUCAAAGACGAGUCACUUCUCUAAGACACAACCCCAGUGUUUUGGGAAGGUGCAUUAACUUAUUUAGGCCCUCUGAUAUCCAUCCCAUGGUACAAUCGAUUAGUAAUAAAACCAGAGAUCAGUUUAAUUGCUGAAAGGACCUGUUUCAGUCAUAUGACACUGAUUGUUGGGAAGAAAAUAGACAUAGAUUAAUAUGAGUUAUGUGAAUAGGGCAUGAGUAGAUUGAAAAGAAUGAUUCUUAAGAGUAUGAUUUGUUUCACCAAUGGUUUUGAUUUUCUUAGAUAUGUGAAAGUGCUGUUUAAUGUUAGCUUGAGAGUACAAUGAAUGUACUUUUGUUUUCAAAGCUAGUAGCUGGGUUUUAACAUGCAAGGACAUGGUCCUAACCAAUAAAAUUAAAUAAACAAAUUCAGCAAAUUAUGAAAUAUGGCAGAGUAGGUGAGGGGAGAUAUAUUCUGCCUAAUUAAAUGUAUUGGUUCAUUUAGAGUUAUAUGGAUUACCAAUUUUGAAAACACUAAAGUUCCAUAAAAAUGUGUGAACAAUGGAAAAAUGCUGAACAUUAUUUUGGAUGCUAGCUUCUUGGGCAUUAACUGUGUCAUAUCUGCUUUAAGAUUAUAUAUAUAUAUAUAUAUAUAUAUAUAUAUAUAUAUAUAUAUCUUUGCUUUAUUUUAUCUGAUAUUUUUAUCCAAUAUCUUCAAAAUCAGCCUUUUAAAAUGGUCUCAGAAGUUGGCGGAUUCUAAAUUACACUGAAAGCCUUCCACCUCUUUGGUAGAACACAAGACUAUAAAGAAACUAACUGGCUCUGUGAUAAACGGUUCCUUCUCAGUGGUAUCAAAGUGUUCCUGAAUUUUGUAUUAUAAUCAGACGUGUUUACCACACUGCCACUUUUUAAUGAGUCAGAGACAAAUUGGAUUUUUUUAAAAAUACAAUAAUAGAAUAAGUAGCCUACCCUCUUAAAAAAGGAUUAAGUAUGUGAAAAAUGAAAAAGUAUGUGUUCAUAUUGAAGUGUUUGUUUUUAGUAAGAAACACAUUUCAUUGAGUAUUAAAGUACUUUGGAGAAACGUUGUGGCAUAUUUUAGAACUCUAAUUCAAUUGAAAUUAAAUUAACAAAAAAACCUAUUCAGAAUUCAUGGAUUAUUUGUUAAUGUUUUUCUUCAGCUAGGUUUUGGUUUCAAAAUAUAAUUCCAAUUUAGGGCUUUUAACCAUUCCAUAUCUAUGCUUCUUAAACUAAAACAUGUUUUUUAAAAAGGCAGUUUGGCAUAGCGGGAUAGAUGGGAAAACUUGUCAGGUGUCCCCACUCUGCCAUUAACUGAUAUUGGUAACUCACCUCCCCUCUUUGGGUCUCAUUUUUUUAUUUAUCUGUAUGACAAGCUCGGAGGUCACACCUUAGGUAUGAAACCUACUGAUAUAUGACUGACAAAGAAGAUAAAUAGAGCUGAAACUAUCCCAUGCAAAAUACCCAACCUUUAUCUCUGUGAAUAAACAAUUUGAACAUAAAAAGUCAUUGCUGUUCUUGUUUGUAAUGUAAAUAGGAUCCAUUAGUAAAUGUGAAAUUCAGUCUCAUUUUGGGUGAAUUGGAUAACCAUUUCCACAAGAGGUGGUUUUUUUCCUUUGCUUAAAUAAACAUUUUUGGAUCACCUCUGAAGAAGACCAUUAUGUUUUGGUCAGGAAGAGAUACUCUAAGGUGUGUGUAACAUUUGGAAAUGCACCACAUUAAGCAUUUAAAUGCUCGUGUUUUAUUAAAAGAUAAGAGCAGAAAAUGUAAGGUGCGCCAAGUUUUUUUGAAUGCCGAAAGAUAAUUUAGAAUCCAUUAAGUAAGGGGUAAUUCAUAAAAUACAUUUUAAAUUGGAAAGUGGGAUAAGAAUUUUAAAGUAAGCCAGUUUUUCUUUGAAACAAUAUUAUAUUGAAGUUGGCAUUAAAAUAUAAACAUUCUGAUUGAAAUUCUAAUUAGUUCAUUUGUGGUAUCUGAUCACACAAUGUACGAGUAUGGUGUUGCUGCUUUCCUUUGACAAGUCUGGAAAGCCUUUGUUUGUAAAGAUAGAAUAAUAGAACUUACAUUUCCUAACAAGGUAUUGUUUUAGAAAUAAUCCAUAUUAAAAUGGAUAUUCAUGAUCCAAAAAUGUUUGCUAAGCAUUGUAAAUUUAUUUAUAACUGCCAUGUCCAACUAUAUCCUUGUGAUGUUUUUUUAAAAAAAUAUAACUCUUUAAACUAAAACCAUAGUAUUUUCAGUGACUUGAUUUCUGAGCUAUAAGACUCACUGAAUACAAUUUUUCAAUCAAAAUAUCCUAUUCUCCUAUGUUCUAAGGGUUAAUGUGUGAUUACAGUGUCCCACUUGCCACUAUUUUUUAAAUCAAUGGACUUGAAAAGUAUUCAGAUAUUUAGAUGGAUGCACAGAUAUAUUGCUUGUUCAGUCAUAGAUUGGAGUUUGCAUAUCGUAUUGUAUUGUAAAUGUAUGUCAAUGCUAUUCUAAAUAGUUUUAUUAUGACUGAAGUUUAAUUAAAUAAAAAAGGUUGUAAAAUGUGAUGUGUAUGUGUAUAUACUGUAUGUGUACUUUUUAAAAUAGGUAUAUGUCCUGACCUUUUUUAUACAGGUUUGAAUUUGAAAUUACAUUAUAUAUACAUAUACUUUAUUGUUCUAAAUAAAGAAUUUUAUGCACUCUC